ACUGCAUCGACCGGUUUGUCAAACGAUCUCUGAAAACUUCAUUUACGAAAGAAAACGUCUGCUAUUAACUCAUAUCCUGUCUUUCUUUAGUUUAAAUUUAAUUCAAAAUAACUGUUUCAACGGCGCAAAGAGUUAUAAAGUUUUUGUAUCGAACAUAUCCUGAAUUAAAACUUGUUGGACCUCUGUGCACAUCGGACGCAACAAUCCUUUGUUAUCCUAUCUCUGCUUUUGCUAGUUCAAACAAAGACUACGAUGGAAGUUGAAGCCGCUAAAUCCACCGAGAUCCGCUGCCAAGAGAUGUCGAAGGGCGGCCUGGCGUAUGAGGUGAUCCUCGCGGAGCCCGUCGGCGUGCCGGUGCCUCGCCGCGCCGACUCGCCCGAGAAGACGCCCUCCGUCGAGGAGAUCCAGGAGAAACUCAAGGCGGCCGAGGAGAGGAGACGUAGCCUGGAAGCCAGCAAAAUGGCGGCCAUCGCACAGAAGAUGCAGAAGAUUGAGGAGGCGUCCCGCAUCCGCAGCGAACAGACGAACAACUUCAUCGUCACCACCAAGGAGGCUCUGGACGCCAAGAUGGAGACGCACGAGGAGAAGCGUGAGGCUUACAUCAACGAGCUCCGCGCGCGCCUCAAGGACCACCUGGAGGGCGUCGAGAAGACCAGGUUGACCCUGGAGCAGCAGACGACGGAGGUGUACAAGGCCAUCGAGGAGAAGAUGAACACCGCCGCCGACAAGCGCGACGAGAACAUCAAGAAGAUGCUCGAGCGCCUGCGCGAACAUGAGGAGCAGGUCCGCAAGGUGCGCGCCGGCAACCACGAGCGCUUCCAGCAGCUGGAGAGCGCCAUCCAGGAGAAGCUGCAGCAGGCCGCCGACCGCCGGCUGCUGCUCGAGGCCGAACAGAAGGAGAAACUGCGCAACCACAACAUUAAGCUAGCUGAGAUGCGCUCAGCUGCGACCGCCAAGGUCGAGGAGAUAACGAAGGACAUCGAGAGUAAACUCACCACGGCCGAGCAGAAUAGGGAGAAGGAGAUCCAGAAAAAACUGGAUUUCGUCAAGAAGGAGGAGCGGCGCGCGGAGCUGGUGCGGCAGAACAAGAGCGCGCGCGUGGACAGCGCGGGCGCCGCCACCUCCGGCUAGAGCCGCCGCGGCCACGCUGCCGAGGCUACCACACCUACGAUGACAGUUCCAUACAGUGUUGCCAUGUGUUUACAUAAUUUAGGGUUGUCGGAAAUUGCACGUCGUCUAGACGGUCGCUUAGCGAGCGUUUGUGCGCUCUAUUUGCAUUUAUGUAGUCUUACAUCUCGGUUGUUGUUUAGUUUCGUGAUUUUGAAAGGCUUGCGUCGUCGAAGCGCCAGCGGAGUCUCAUAUCACUUCGCUGGUGUUCCGAGGCACAAUGGAUGACUGAGGACGUCAUGAAUUGCCACACGUCGGUACGAGACUUAUUAUUUUUGUUACAUCUUAGAGCCACUCGAUGGUAUCAGCGGCAAGUCUCGGCGACGUGAGUAAUUCAUGACGAUAGAUUUAAGGUCUUUUGGCUGGUCCAGUAGGAAAAUUUGUACCUCGGUGUAAAACGUGAAGGCGCCAUGUAGACGGCUGAUAUUGCGUCUGUGCUGUAACAUCUCAAAAUAUUGUGAUAAAACAUUACAAACAAAAUAUUCCACUAUCAUUGCACUCGGUUCAGCAUCCUCACAAUAUUUGUGUUACACCCCCAGACGCGCUUACUUUGUGACACCAAUUGUCCCUCGUGAUCAUGCUUACGACAUCUUUGAUUCAAUAUUUUAUGUUUCGUUAAUUUAUUAUCACUGGUACUAUGGCAACUUUGCUAUACACUUUAAAUAACAAUUAUGGCCUAUUUCAAAUGAUGUACUUAAUUAAAUAUGUCUUAGUCGUGAUCCCACUAAGAACCAACUUUUUAGUAUACCAAUCGAUGAUUUCCUUGAAUGAUUUGACAUCUUUUGUUCUAUCUUGGCAUACUAAGAAUUGGACGGUCGCAUUCAGGGUUCUGUGCCUCCGCAUACUUGCCUAUUAUUUUUAUAUGAUUCAAUUUUAAUUUGUAGACAACUGAACUUUGCAGAGGCUAUAUUAUAUUUUUGGACGGAACCCACGGCAAAUGAAAUGAAUGACGAAUGAGAAUUGUAAGCAAGCUGGCGGGACGAAGCUGAACGGUGGAACGAGAACUAUCCCUAAUCGUUAGAUAUAGACUUAUAUCAUUAUUUUUAAUGUUUAUCAUACGCAACAGUAUUUUUAGGGUGUUACAAUCUAAAUUUAAGUUUUUAUCAUGUUCUUAUAAUUGAAUCGCCGUAACGCUAUUAACUAUUCAUUACUCGAUACAUUGUUUUCUAUUGUGUUGUCGUUGAGUUAGGAAGACUGUCGUGUCGCGGGUUGUUUGUGGCUGCGUUAGGUUCGUCAAGUCGGUGGUAGGUAGUGGUCGGUGUACCGCACGGCCGCGGACUGGCCCGGGGCCGGCCCCGGCCCCGCGGCCCCACCUGGCCUUCGGGGCCAGUCCGCGCGGGGCCACAGCAUCUAGUCUACAAGUUUCCAUUUUAGUCGUAUCACUUCCUUUUAUGAUCUCAAUCGGAUACAAUAAAUUUAUAAAAUAGAAGGGUGGUUAGUUGAUUAGUUAACAGCGGAAGUGCCUCAGUAUAUUCGGUAAUCGGCUCUUGGAUAAUACCAACAAGUGUAACGUAUAAAACUGCCUUCAUAGCGUUUGAUAUUUUUUUAAUUGUAGAUGGCGAGGGCGCCGUGCCGCGGACGUAAUGGUGUGUUGGACACAAACCGCUUCUGUGAUGUUUUUGCUCUAGUGAUAUUAUGUAUCGUAUCGUUCGGUUAGGCACAAAUAUAUCGACGGACACGUGCUCGUGCUGCAGUCGCUCGACUGUCAAAUGAGACUACUCCCGUAUUUGAUAGUAUAUUUUUGGCAUUCAUUUAGCUAUGGUCUGUUUUAACGUCAAAGAUAUGAUAAUAAUUGUAUAUAAUAUUAAGAGAUGAUGUAUCGAUGCUUGGCGCGUAGAGCGCGGCGGGGCGAGUUGCUUGCCUGCUUCUCCUCUAUGUUACUAACGCUGAUAUGAGUAAGGGAACUAGUUGUAAGUUACUAGCUUGUUUCUCGGUGAAGAAGUGAAAACCUCUGACCAAUUUGCCUUGGGUAUUGUGUAGCCUUUUAGAUUCUCACGAUCGAGACGAAUCAUGUAUAGCGAUGCAACAUAUAGCUUUCAGAUAAUUAUAUUUUUGUGUUUCGUAAUUUUUGCGUAAUGUUAGUCACUCUCCUAUCUCUUAUUAUGGUGUUAUUAUCGUUAAUUUUUAUAUUUUAUGUGAUUAAUUAUAUUAUUAAUGUGCUUCAGUUUGUGAGGUAUAUGAAAAUUGCUGUUUGAAGUGCAGGCAACUUUUGUAGUUUCAUUGUCGUAUUAAAUAAACUCAUAAAUACUAAUAA
Messenger RNA from Trichoplusia ni (cabbage looper), 3421 nucleotides. RefSeq names its product stathmin-4 (gene stai). Gene Ontology annotation, biological process: regulation of microtubule polymerization or depolymerization; microtubule depolymerization; neuron projection development. The record is from RefSeq and is a predicted model, not a curated record. Gene Ontology annotation, molecular function: tubulin binding. Gene Ontology annotation, cellular component: cytoplasm; neuron projection. Lineage: Eukaryota; Metazoa; Arthropoda; Insecta; Lepidoptera; Noctuidae. The transcript has 7 exons. Bases 253 to 1131 code for a protein of 292 amino acids.